AUGGAAACCGCUAAGCUAGGCGUUAUCAUCGUUGGUUCUGGACUUGCUGGCUUGGCAGCCGCACGGGUUCUCCGUGAACAGCAUCAUGUCACUGUGUUUGAACGAGGUGACCGCGCAGUGGCGACUGGAGGUCAAGGCAUAUGUAUCUUUCCAAACGGAGUCAAGGUCUUGGAAGCUCAUGGAUAUGACCGCACUAGAACUAAGGCUGUGGUGCAGACUGGUCACCGAGCAUACGAUAAGCACGGCGAUUUGAAGCACGACGACGAGACGGACUUUAUGGAACAAUACGGAGCAGACGCAUUGCAACACCUGCGGAGUGAUCUACGCAACGAACUAUACAGACUCGCAACGGCGCCUUCAAAAGACUUGAAUAUUCGAGGGGAGCCAGCAACGUUGAACUUCAAUUCUGCAGUCACGGAUAUGGACCCUGACCGGGGCAAGGUCACACUCAGUGAUGGAUCAUCAGCCGAAGCCGAUGUCAUUAUUGUUGCUGACGGUGUCCACUCACGCUUACGCUCCUGCAUCGUUGGCCCCGAAUACUUUGCGAAGAAAAUGGGGCUUUCGUGCUUUCGCAUCGCUGUAUCGGCUCAGGAUGCUGAAGCGGCUCUCGGAAAAAUACCUGAAUGGUGGGACCGUUCUACUGGCAAAGGGCGUGGGGUGGUCUUCGAAUCUGGAGAUGCCUCCAACCGCUUCAUCGUUGCCUACCCGCUUCGCAAUUUUGAAUACAUGAACCUUUCGUGUAUCUUCCCAACCAAUCCUGAACGACUCAAGAGCAGCACUGCUUCCACUUGGUAUGCUGAAGGCGAUCGCAGUGAGAUGCUGGAAGUCUUUUCCGACUUCUCGUCAACGCUUGUUGAACUCUUACGGUGA
Molecule: messenger RNA, 870 nt
Organism: Verticillium nonalfalfae
Lineage: Eukaryota; Fungi; Ascomycota; Sordariomycetes; Glomerellales; Plectosphaerellaceae
Exons: 2
Coding region: 1-870 (289 amino acids)
Molecular function (GO): FAD binding; monooxygenase activity
Source: RefSeq, a predicted model, not a curated record